Porites evermanni is the source of this 2829-nucleotide messenger RNA. Lineage: Eukaryota; Metazoa; Cnidaria; Anthozoa; Scleractinia; Poritidae. The record is from the annotation of a GenBank genome assembly.
AUGGGUGACAGCAGAGUAACCGGUACUUACAAACCAUUUGCACAACUGGGCCAAUUCAUGGAGCAAAUGUUUCAGGCUGAUUCCUUCUCAGUUUCUCCCACCCUCCAUCGCUUAGCCAGUGAAGGAAAUGAGGCUGAGAUCAUUGACUUGAUCAACAACGGAGGUGACGUCAACGAAGAGGACAGUGAUAGGUUCACAGCUCUUUAUCAUGCUGUAGAUGGAGGGCACGCGGAAGUUAUUGAAAUCUUAUUACAAAAUGGUGCGCACGUCGUUGGAAAACAUAGCCUUUUGCACGUUGUCCGAGAUUUAAAGUCUGCCCAAUUACUGUUUCAAGCUAAGGCUAACCUGAAUGGCCGUGAUGAAUUUGGAGACUCUCCAUUACACACAGCAAUAAGGAAAGGCAAACACGAGCUUGUAGAAUUUUUCUUGUCAGUUGGUGCCGAUGUUCUAUGUACCAAUGCCAAGGGAGAGACUCCACUUCACACACUCUGUUCAUCAUUUAUGGAAAAGCCACACGACGAAAAACUAACUCAAAAACUGAUUGAAAUGGGAGCGAAUGUAAAUUCGAAAGAUUCCCAGGGCAGGUCUCCAUUACAUUUGGCUGUCAUGAAUUAUUACCUCGAGAAAGUACAAACAGUGAACAUUUUGAUAAAAGCUGGAGCAUCUGUAACAGAUGUAGAUCUGCAGGGAAUGAAUCCAAUUCAUCAUCUCGUCGAGAAGAACAGACCAUAUUCAGAAGAUGAUAACAAGUUGUUCUUAGAAUACAUCGACCUUCUAGUCAUUCAUGAUAGUGCGGCUAAUUCCAAGGAUGCCAUUGGUCAAACCGUCCUGCAUUUAGCAAUACCUGCGGGAGCGCCAUUGCAAGUUUUGGAAUACCUUGUACAAAAAGGAUGUGUACCCACCACUGAAGACGGUCGAAAACGCAGUUUACUGCACUGUAUUGUAGACCGAGAUGGACAUGACGUCACUGAUAUUUUAAACUUCUUAUUGGACAAGGAACUUGAUAUCAAUUGUCCUGAUAUGUGGGGACAGACAGUCUUGCAUCAUGCUAUCGAGAAAGACAAGAAGGAACUUUUUAAAGCUUUGGUUGAACGUGGAGUAGACGUGAACGUGAAAGAUUCCGUAGGCAGACGACCAUUACAUAUUGCAGCGGAGAGGGGGUCUGACGUCAUGUGCAAUUCUCUAACCAAACUAGGGGCAAAUAUCAACGCACAAGACAGAUAUCAGUCCACACCACUCCAUUUUGCAGCGUGGAGCAACAAGGCUUCUGUUGCAGAUGUUUUAAUCAAAGCAGGAUGUGAUGUUGAACUCCGCGAUGCAUGUGAACAAACAGCGGAAGAGCUGCCGAAAUUUUGGUCCAGUCUCGAUUUUCUGCAGAUAAUGCAUGAAAAAGACGGAAGUUAUGAGCUUGAAUUGGAACAACGAAAGAAACUGUUAGCAAAACACGGCAGCGAGUUGUUGCAGCUUGAAACUUUUCAAGACAUCAUCAAUCCUAGCGAGGAAUCGUUACACAUGUCGGGCACUUUGAGUGAAUAUUUAAACUGCUUAAUUUCCACACCGGGAAUAGGGACAGUUUUUGAAGAUCCCGAAGCGGGAGAAAUCCGGAAUGUUUUAGACAGAUUUGCGACAAAUGUGGUAAAACGUAUAGCAGACAAUCAUCCAAAAAUGCGUUGUACUCUGUAUCACGCAGGUAGUUCGUCAGAAGGAACCAAGACAAAAUAUCCAGAUGAGUUUGACUAUGUUGUCUGCCUCGAUGAACUGAGUGAAAAUAUUUAUCCAGAACAUGAAACCGAGGACGUUCGCGAAAGUGUUCAACUUGUUCCAGAUAGAGAAGCAAAUGAAAAAGUAAAGGAGGUAUUAGAGAAGGGGGUAGAUUAUGAAGAAACUUCAUCAUCAGUGUCAAAUUACACUCAAAUCUUUCUGAAAGAUCACACAAGCUACGAGUACUCAGAGUUUACACGGGACCUGGAACCGAAAGCGAUUUCAAAUUACAUGAUGUUUAAUCUAUUCGCACAGCGACUAUUCAAUAUCGUUUUCGAUGAAAGCUUCCCAAAAGAUGAACGUUUGGUAAUAAAGGACGUCACCAAUGACCCCAAGUUCUCCCUUUUGUGGAAAGGAUCGAGAUAUAAAACUCUGGCAAUCGAAGUUGAUUUUGUCCCCGCAGUGCGCCUUCCUUCUUGGCCAGACAAUUUUCGAAUCCAGUCUCCACUCCUUGUUCCAGAUCUUUUACAGCUUCCCUGUCUCGCUGUUCCGAAACUGACGAGUCAACAAGAUGACAGACUUUGGAGAUGUUCUCUGUGUCUUGUUGAGACUGCUAUUAUGAAAAGAUGUCUACAUCGAAUUCGAAAUAGCUACAUAGCAGCCAAGUCGCUGAUCAGCUCUGCUAUUUGUCCUCUUGUUAGCUUUGAGGAGUACAGAGACGCGAAGAUGCAGUACGCAAGUGAACAUGACAGUUUGCCUUCCGAUGACGACCCUAUUCUGUUUGAAAACGUCGAAGGUAUGUUGCCAUCAUAUAUACUAAAAAUGGCCCUCUUCUACUCCAUAGAAGAAAAAGCAACGAAGGAUGGAGUGGAAACUGUCUUUCGUGAAUUCGAGCAACAUACUCAACGGUCAGAAAGUGCUUCUGAUGUUGCGUUGAGUGAAGAACCUGACCCAGAAAUAGUUAAGGACAUAUUCAUGAAAUGUAAUGAUUGGCUUUCGAAUCAGUUUGUUCCAUCGUUUUUUAACCCACGACAAAAUGUAAUGGGAUCAAUGAUGCUGGAAGAAAAUGGUGUUAAAGCGCAGAUGUUUGUAAAGUAUAUUUUGAAACUUUUAAACGAAAAGUGUUGA